ACGGCGGCGCGCACGUCUGGCGCAAAAGGGUCUGUUUUGGGAGAAGAACGGAAGAUGGCGACCUCAAACAAUCCGCGGAAAUUCAGCGAGAAGAUCGCGCUGCACAACCAAAAGCAGGCGGAGGAGACGGCGGCGUUCGAGGAAGUCAUGAAAGACCUGAGCAUUACUCGAGCUGCGCGGCUGCAGUUACAGAAGACCCAGUAUUUGCAACUGGGCCAGAAUCGUGCUCAGUGCUAUGGAGGUUCACUGCCCAAUGUCAAUCAGAUUGGAAAUAGCAACACUGACCUGCCUUUUCAGACUACAGUUCUGGAUACUAGUCGAACGACUCGGCACCACGGCCUGGUGGACCGCGUGUAUCGAGACCGAAAUCGGAUCACGUCCCCUCACCGCAGGCCUCUGUCAGUGGAUAAACACGGGCGCCAGAUAUCCUUCGCUUAUUGUCUCGCUGGUGCGGAGAAUUCCAUGGAGACUUACAUCGACAGCUGUCCUUAUGGCUCAGUGUAUCUGUCACCUCCCCCGGACACCAGCUGGAGGAGGACCAAUUCUGACUCCGCGCUACAUCAGAGCGCCAUGAAUCCGGCGCAGCAAGACACUUUCGUCGGAGGAUCCCAAGAACUGCAGCCUAAACGAGUCGUCUUGCUCACACCCCCAGAUACAGAUGAACCUGAAACAGAAAUGGAAAAAGAUGACCAGAAGGCAUCACUACAUCCCAAAUCACAUGAUGUUCCAGGGAUUAACAUAUUCCCAUCCCCUGAUCAAGAAGUGAACGCCACGUUGAUGCCGGCCACACACAGCGCAGGCGGCUCUUUGCCCGACCUCACCAACAUCCAGUUCCCUCCUCCCCUUCCCACUCCUCUGGACCCGGACGACCCCGUGACCUUCCCAUCCCCCAACACAUCCAACAGUACAGGCAAUCUGAGCACCAACCUCACCCACCUGGGCAUCAGCGCUGCCAGCCAUGUGGCUGCCUCCAGCCCUGUCCCCACUGCGCUCACGCUCAACAUUGAUGCCCAGCAGCAGCAAUCGUGCCCACAACAACUCUCACCGACUCUCUCUCCCACCCUCUCACCUCAGAUGCCCAUUUCUCAGACAAUUGCGAUGGACAGCAUGUCUCUGGAGCAGCAGCUGUCACAGUACUCACUGCUCAGCCUGCUGAACGAUCUGCAGAAGCAGCAGCAGACACUGCCACAGAACAUCCGCCUUAUUCAGCUGCCGCCAAUCACCGUCAGCUCCAGCCAGCCCCAGACCUCCUUGUCCAGCCAAUCACCAACAGCCACAAGCGCACCAGUCAGCUCGUAUCGCAAUCAGACUGGCUCUCCGGCCAACCAGUCUCCAACCUCACCAGUCUCCAACCAGGGCUUCUCGCCUGGAGGCUCGCCUCAACACAUUCCAGUGGUGGGGAGUAUUUUUGGCGAUUCGUUCUACGAGCACCAGAUGGCGUCCCGACAGACCAACGCUCUUUCCCACCAGCUCGAGCAGUUCAACAUGAACAUGAUCGAGAACCCGAGCAGUUCAAACAGCCUGUACAAUGCAUGCACUACGCUCAACUACACGCAGGCAGCCAUGAUGGGCUUAUCUGGGAGCCACGGCAACUUGCAGGACUCCCAGCAACUAGGCUACAGUAACCAUGGCAACAUUCCCAACAUCAUCCUAACAGUGACGGACGAGUCUCCACCAAGUCUCUCGAAGGAGCUGAGCAACUCGUUGGCCGGCGUGGGCGAUGUCAGCUUCGAUGCAGACUCUCAGUUCCCGCUGGACGAGCUAAAGAUCGAUCCUCUGACCCUGGACGGGCUGCACAUGCUUAACGACCCAGACAUAGUGCUGGCCGACCCAGCCACAGAAGAUACGUUCCGCAUGGACCGCCUGUAACGCAAGUGAACUGAGGGGGAAAAAAAAAAGAAAAGAAAAGAAGCUCUCUGAACAGGAGGAGGCUGGAGACUUACUCAUUGUGCAGCUGCAUGGCCACCCGGUUUUCUCAUUGCACCCGCGGCCCUCGCUGCUCCUCCCCUUCAUGGCAACUACAAUAGCAUCCUGCCAACAUCAAUGCCAACGUCCGGGGAAAAAGAGGCACUCAAGCACAUAGAUGGAUGUGACAUUGCUAUAUCCACGCUGGCUAGCAACGUGAGGAGGCUAGUCCUGAACCACAUCCGUUGUGCAAGUGUCUCUACACCCCUCUUUUACACCUCCACGUUGCGUUGCUUUUAAUUUUGUUCGUUCCUGUUUGUUUCUUUCAUGUGGGGUGAUAGUUGCCUUUUUCUCAUGUCAUUUUCUGUUUUAAUAUUUAUUCUGGUUUAAAGAAAAACUGUGUGUGUGUGUGUGUGUGUGUGUGUGUGUGUGUGUGUGUGUGUGUGUGUGUGUGUGUGUGUGUGUGUUUAUUUAACCUCCUGACCAAGAUAGCUUUCCUCCCCUCCCAUAAAUCUUUAUUUUUACAUGGCGUUCAAAUUCCCUAUUUUGACAAUUUUUUGUCUCGGUUUGUUUAUUUAUGUACGAGUUUGUGUUCCUGUAUAUUUUACAGACAAAUUGUUUACGUAAAAGAUACCAUGUGUCUUUUUAGACUUGUAUGUUUUGUGUAUUUGUGUUAAAUCUAUAUAUUUAAAGUUUGCAAUUA
This is a messenger RNA of Silurus meridionalis, 2608 nucleotides long. RefSeq names its product CREB regulated transcription coactivator 1b (gene crtc1b). Bases 55 to 1869 code for a protein of 604 amino acids. The transcript has 12 exons. Gene Ontology annotation, biological process: positive regulation of transcription by RNA polymerase II; protein homotetramerization. Gene Ontology annotation, molecular function: cAMP response element binding protein binding. Lineage: Eukaryota; Metazoa; Chordata; Actinopteri; Siluriformes; Siluridae. Gene Ontology annotation, cellular component: nucleus; cytoplasm. The record is from RefSeq and is a predicted model, not a curated record.